UCGGCAAUCAACUGAUCUCCAGGCAGAUCGCUCCUAGUACAUUACAUAGAAAUAAUCCGGUGGAAAGCCAUCUUUUAUAGCACAUCAUGUUGAUACGAAAUGCUCUUAUUUUUCAUCGUAUGGCCACCGUUUUCUCUCGGAGCAAAUAAGUUUAGUAUCUAUUUUAAGGCGGUUUCGGUCAGUUUGUUUAUUUCGGUAUUGUCGCGACAAUUGUGUCUAAAUUGAUAGAUUCGUUUGAGGAAAGCUAUCGGAACAACUAUCAGCUAGUUUCUGUAGUUCGGGUGUGGAAACCGAGGAAACUGUGACUGAAAUCGAAUAAAUAUGAAAACUAAUUGAUUCAAUGAGUUCAGUGUUAUGUAAAUGAGUUUAUAUACAUGCAUAUGUAGAACCAACGACAUAACGUGUGACUAGCCUGCGAAUACAUAUGUAUGUAUGUAUAUAUAUUUUUAAUACUACAGGCUUGCGACUAUUGAUUGCUGAACUUCGAGACAAUUUGACGAUCCAACAUCAAACAGCCUCUGGACAACUAUUGAAACGAGAAAAACGAAAUUACGAAUUACGAAAUUAAAACCAUGAAUAAAGAAACUCUUAUAUCAUUUCGAUAUUGUUUUCAAGCAAUUUUAGUCCCAUGUGCUGUGUUCAUUGGAGUUCUUGGAAAUUCUAUCAGUGUUCUGGUUCUGACACGAAAGAGAAUGAGGUCUUCCACAAACAUAUACCUCACAGCAUUAGCGAUUGCUGACAUUAUAUACCUGAUGAUGGUUUUUUCAUUAUCUUUUCAACACUACAAGAACAUCCAUCAUCCGAAAUAUGAAUUAUAUUGGCGAACGUAUGGACUACAAUGUUGGUUCUGUGACGCCGCAUCCUACACAUCCAUUUAUAUAACAGUAAGUUUCACGAUAGAACGAUAUAUUGCCGUCUGUCACCCGAUCCGUGGACAAGUAAUUUGCACAGAAUCUAAAGCGAAAAAAGUAAUCUCAGUUGUCGUUAUAAUGUGCUUGCUAUGCACAUGCACUACACCAUUUGAAUAUCUUCUCAAUUAUACGCCAGAAUACGUUGACAUAAAGACAUACGAGCCCUGCACUCCUCCAGGUUCAAACUCAAGUACGGGAGCUCCAAUUCCUGUGCCUAACUGCACCUUGCCGUGGAUGACAACCAAACUUGCAGUCGAAGAACGUCACAUAGAAACCUCUCAAAUAACAGAUUUUCCUCUAAAUACAACACAAAUUCUUCCGGAGCAACUUCCUGCUAACUCAAAUGUCAACUUCAACAAAACUUUCAAGAAAGCCUCUGGUUAUGAUUACAAGGAUGAUUCUAGAGAAGAUCCAACAGUACAGUUCUACAAGGGUGGGGAUGCAAUAAAUAGUACAAAUACAAAAGGAAUUAUAUUGCCGCUCCAUUCCUCUGGAAGACUAAAUAUUACCGAGAGCUCCUGGCUGAUACCAUCAUCUUCACCCUCAAUACUCAACGCACCGGAAAGUUGUCUUUGUUUAUACUAUCUGGAAGCAAAAAAUUCACCUUUGGGAGAGAAUGGAACUUAUAUCUUAAUUUUCAUGUGGACCACUUCUGUUAUGUUCACCUUCAUUCCGCUUAUUUUAUUAAUUACAUUUAACUCUUUCCUCGUAAUGUCUGUAAGGGAGUCAAACAGAACACGGAAUAAAAUGACGCACACCAGUUCAAGAAAAAUAAAGACUAAAAUUGCCUCGGUAUCACAAGAGAAUAAGAUCACAAUAACACUCAUAGCGGUUGUAAUUCUAUUCAUUAUAUGCCAGACACCAACAGCAGUUUAUAUCGUUAUUAAUACGUCGUUACCUCAAGAUUUACCUGAAGAAACUAAAAACGUACAUCGUGCCAUGGGAAAUAUCUUCAAUUUCUUGAUUACAAUAAACGCAGCUUCAAAUUUUUUCCUUUAUUGCGCUUUAUCGGAAAAAUAUCGACAAACUGUGAAGGAAUUGUUUACAGGACGGAAGCAUAUGCGGCAGGCUACAUUGAAGUCAAUCUACUUAAGUCGAACUGGAACAGUGAACGAAUCCAUGUAUGGCAGUCACUCCGGCUCACAACGGUCCAAGCGUCAACCAAUAGGAACCAAUCGCUCCUCAAUAACUGCCGAUGCUGAUAUUAUCGCUAAAUUGGGUUACGAAGAUAGCAGGCGGGUGUCUCGUCAGUCAUCAACUCGUUCUGAUAGAUCAGUAGGUAGGCAAUACCAAGGACGAAAUUCAUUUCAUAACGAACCAAUUCCGGAACAUGGUGUAUCAGAACCUUCAACUUCUGCCCUUGUUAGACAACACAGUGGCGACUCAUUGGCACAUGGAAAUAACGAAGGGAUUCCAGCGAUUAAUCGCCAAUUAAGGUCAAGUGGAAGUACAUCAAGCUUAACACGAAGUCAGUCACUGAUCUUGGAGCCGAAAAUACGACAUUCGCCAGGUUGUAAGAAAUACAAUAACUUGUGAUAAAAUAUGAAAGCUCAUAUAAAUAGUUAAGUUAAAGAUGUAUAAUAAAAUAAUUUGUUUUCUUCAGCAUGUUAUUGAAAA
This is a messenger RNA of Hermetia illucens (black soldier fly), 2528 nucleotides long. RefSeq lists its product as uncharacterized. Bases 573 to 2447 code for a protein of 624 amino acids. Gene Ontology annotation, cellular component: membrane. The record is from RefSeq and is a predicted model, not a curated record. Lineage: Eukaryota; Metazoa; Arthropoda; Insecta; Diptera; Stratiomyidae. Gene Ontology annotation, molecular function: G protein-coupled peptide receptor activity. The transcript has 8 exons. Gene Ontology annotation, biological process: G protein-coupled receptor signaling pathway.